Messenger RNA from Mesorhabditis belari, 981 nucleotides. The record is from the annotation of a GenBank genome assembly. NCBI's taxonomy places the organism in Eukaryota, Metazoa, Nematoda, Chromadorea, Rhabditida, Rhabditidae.
AUGUACAUUGAACACUAUUUCCCUCAACAAAGCAAAGAUGAGGUGGAGAUGAUGGUGGAAAAGUUGAAAGAAUCAUUUUUGGAAAUGCUUUCUGAAGAGACAUGGAUUGAUGAAAAGACAAAAGAACAAGCAAGGGAAAAGGCCUUAGCAAUGCGUCAAUUUGUCGGCUAUAACCCUGAUAUUUUCAAUCAAACAGCGAUUUCAAUAAAAUAUUCAACGCUGGAUAUCCCACAAAAUCUCUCAAGUUGGGAAGUUGAUGUGAGAGUUGGGAAAUGGCUGGCUGACAAUGCUUAUCAAACUUUAUUUGAAAAGAAUGUACUUGGGGAUUUUGAAUUUCUAGCGAGUGAUGUGAAUGCUUAUUAUUUGCCGAGUCAGAAUACGAUUGCCAUUCUUGCCGGCAUUCUUCAAUCUCCUUAUUUCAAUGCUACUCAAUCCAGAUCUCAGAAUUUCGGUGGAAUAGGCACAAUUAUCGGUCACGAAAUAACACACGGAUUUGAUGAUUAUGGCUCACAAUUCGACGCGAAUGGCAACAAAAGAAAUUGGUGGAACAAGGCGACUUUCUCAAAUUUCCAAACGAAAACCCAAUGCUUUGUGGGAGAAUACGGAGUACAAAAAGUGGAAAAUCUCACGUUACGAGUAGACGGUUACAAAACUCUUGGUGAGAAUAUCGCUGAUAAUGGAGGAUUUCGAGCAGCUUUGAAAGCUUUUCAAAAACUAUUGCGCACAAAUCAAGGCGGAUCUCGGCCAUCAGCACCCGAGCUACAAAAGUACACUCCAUUGCAGAUUUUCUUCAUGAGUUAUGCAUAUAAUUGGUGUGCAAUUAGUCGUCCCUCGUAUCUCCUCGAUUCCGUGCCUGAAGAUUCUCAUAGUCCAAAUCGAAUUCGCGUCAAUACUGUCAUCUCAAAUCAGCCCGAAUUUGAGCAAUUAUUCAAUUGUCCAAAGAAUUCAAAAAUGUUGGAUAAUCCAAAAUGUACAUUGUGG